Molecule: messenger RNA, 2036 nt
Organism: Macadamia integrifolia
Lineage: Eukaryota; Viridiplantae; Streptophyta; Magnoliopsida; Proteales; Proteaceae
Product: UPF0481 protein At3g47200-like
Exons: 2
Coding region: 335-1606 (423 amino acids)
Source: RefSeq, a predicted model, not a curated record
UGUCGCUGCUAUUGUCUGAACAGUAUCAUUUAUAGAGUAAUACAUUCGGUAAUGGAGCCUAACCCAACUCUGAGAGUCUUAGAUGAAUUAACUUUAUAUGCUUGGAAGUGCUGAAAAGAUUGCUUCUCUCUUUACACAGUUAGGAACCCUUCUCGGCUGGCUUAUACAAAGAAACAAGGUUAGCUUGUUCCCUUCUUCUUGUUUUUCUUUUUACACCAAAUUGGAUAGAUAGCCAAGCUUGAAUCUGGCCGGAUACCAGGAAUUUUCACUUGGAGAAAAUGAGUGAUCUCCUCUGCACCUGUUGAAAUAAAAGAAAGGUGGAGAGCUCAAGACAAUGGCCCAUGUUACUUACCCCGGAAGGGGACACAACAACUCUGAAGAUCUGGAGCUUAUGAUCACUUCAGCUAGUGAUACUGUAGGAGAAGACCAAAUCAUUGGAGGAUAUAAUAAUAGAGAUUCAGUUACUAUAUUGAUGGACUCCAUCCAGAAAGACCUUAAACAAGUACCUUCCUUGCCACCUAAUUGCAGCCUAUUCCGAGUUCCCACCCCACUGCGCAAAGUAAAACCAGAAGCCUACACACCUCGCAUGGUCUCCAUCGGCCCUUAUCAUCGUUCCGAGAAACACUUACAGCCCAUGGAAGCACAAAAGUUGCGGUGUUUAAAUGAUUUUCUCUGCCGGGAAUCUCCGGCAACAUUGGAUGAUUAUGUUAAGGCUAUGAUAGAAUUGGAAGAAAUGCAGAAAUCAUCCAAUUCAAAUCUGAAUGAGUUUGUGAAAAUAAUGACAUUUGAUGGUUGCUUCAUACUUGAGCUCAUCAUUAGGACUAAUUUAAAGAAGAGGAGUGAUUUAUAUGAGCCUAAACACCGCGAUGAUCCGAUAUUGAAUGCGACAUGGAUGUCUUAUGUUAUAAAGGGUGACCUAAUUCUACUUGAAAAUCAGCUUCCCUUCUUUGUUCUUGAGCAUCUAUACAACCUAUUCACAGGGAAUUCUUAUUCAAACGGACUUGGUUCAUUCACUUCCAUUGCCUGUCUAUUCUUUGAAGAUUUCGUGCCACAACCCCAAACCAUUACCGCCGAAAGUUCUCGAUUUCGACCCAUUUUUGAAGUAGCCAAGAAUAUGAUAAGGAGGUCAAAGAAGGAAGAUCAGGUAGGGGUAGUUGCGCUGCUAAUCAAGGCGGCGAAACAAGUGGAAGAACCAGAAGACAAAUCCCAAGCAAAGCAUUUGCUUGCUUUUGUACGAGAUUUACUCCUCCAAUCACCCUUAAGGAGUCCACUGAAUCCAGGAGACUCUUCGCAUAUCCGUAGUGCAACAGAGCUCCAUGAGGCCAGUGUCAAGUUUGAGAAGGGGUUGAAGCCAUGCUUGUCAGACAUAAAAUUCAACAAUGGAGUGUUGAAAAUUCCAACCAUGAAAAUUGAGAAUUGGACAGAGCCUCUACUUCGAAACCUUAUUGCCUUUGAGGAUAAUUAUAUCACAGCUUAUGCUGCCUUCAUUGAUGGCCUUAUCAACUCUCCCAAGGAUGUUGAGUUGCUUCAGAAGAAGGAAACUAUUGAGAGCUUGCUUGGUGACCCAAAAGAAUUGGUUGCCUUAUUUACUAGUCUUCUCAAAUAGGUUUCUCCUAGUGUAAUAGAUGGUAAUUUUUAUUUUUCUGGAGUUUGCCAUGAAGUGGAGAAAUAUUACAAGAUCCCAAGUCACAAAUGGAAGGCAAGUUUGAUCCUCAACUAUAGUAACACUCCAUGGGCAUUUAUUUCAUUCCUUGCUGCAGUAUCUCUCCUCAUUUUGAUAGUAAUACUAACCCUUUGUUCCAUCCUACAAGUGAUAUGAAGACAGUAUCCGCUAUGGAAGUUGAGGUUGUUAGAGAUGGAUUCUAUUGGCCAAGUCUUUGUGUUUUUCUAUUUUAGUUAUCUUUAUUGAUUGUUGGUAGAGCAAACACGAAGAAAUACAAAAAUAAAUCAAGACAAAUCCCACAACACAUGGAUCUAGCCAUUAGUUGUGAAAUAGAUUGGGCCUCAUGACAUUGUUGUCCUUUAAAUCCUCACUA